Messenger RNA from Ylistrum balloti, 1236 nucleotides. RefSeq names its product titin-like. NCBI's taxonomy places the organism in Eukaryota, Metazoa, Mollusca, Bivalvia, Pectinida, Pectinidae. The record is from RefSeq and is a predicted model, not a curated record. The transcript has 3 exons. The coding region runs from base 597 to 1151 and encodes 184 amino acids.
CAAUACAGUACAAUACACAAUACAAUACAAUACACAAUACAAUACAAUACACAAUACAAUACAAUGUAAUACACAAUACAAUACAUAAUACACAAUACAAUACACAAUAUAACACAAUACAAUACAAUACACAAUACAAUACCAAUACAAUGCAAUACAAUACAAUACAAUACACAUAACAAUACAAUUCAUUCUAUUUGGUUUAUUUUGUCUAAAGUUCCUUAUCACAUACCAUAGAACUUAUGUCGCACAGACCAAACAUUGACUCAAACAGCCGAACUGUCACAACGCUGUAAAUCGUUAUUAUUCCAGUUCAAUGCUACAUGCUAUCGUGAGAGUGGGAACGUCGGUGGAGCACGACGCUCGGCCAAGGUUCACACGUCACUCAACCGUGCCUACUAGAUCAGUGCAGACGUGCUGUGUGUUGUGCUGUUUGUAUACACGGCUGUACUACUGUACCAUAAAUAUCCUGGUUGUAUGGAAUUGUGAACUAAAAUGAUAGUUACUGUGUACCGGAAACGUUAGGUAUUCUAAGGCGAUAAACCAUGUCGGGAGUACCGUUUUCACCUCGGAGGAAUUAGACACUCGUCAUCAUCAUGCUCAUCCAAGGAAUCAUCUCUCUCCUCAUCUCCGAGAUCAUCUGUCUCGUUUCAUGUGCCGUAUCGAAUGAUAUCUCACCAAAUGUGCCAAAAAUCAACGUCCCUGGUUAUUCCUACCUCGUACCAUAUGGACGAUCAGUGAUGCUGGAAUGUCAUGUGACCGGAAUUAAACCAAUCAAGAUCAAGUGGUGGACACGAGGCAAACACGUGGUAGAUGGUGAUACAUUUCACACCUCUCUCAUAACUACUAAUGGAGAAAGAGAUACCCUGUUGCUAUGGAUACAUUCAUUGUCUGAAAGGGAAACUGGGACGUAUAUAUGUUGUGGAUCGAACGCUUUUGGAGAAGUAAGGGACAAGAUUUAUGUUAACGGGUACGAAGACGAGGGUGUUCCGGGCGAGGAGGAGGACGUUGAGAUUGGAUACUUCACAUCAGAAAAUAGCGCACGCAGAUGUUCAGUUUCUGGAGGCUUUGUAUACCUUGCAACCGUUCUCGCCACUCUCAACAUAACAACGACUUCAUUUUUGUCUAUCUUGUCGCGUCUUUUCUCAUAGUGUCAUUCUGUUUACUUUUGAUGUUUUGUUUAUUUUCUCUUUUUAUUGUUAUUUUGUUAUUGGUGAUUUGUAUAAUAUAAAGAAA